UGCAUUUUUUACAUCUUGCCAAGCACAACACUGGAGAUGGUGUCCUUUUUUUUAUUUCAGCUGGUGGCAUAAUACCCAGAGGCGGUAUGGCCUCUCUGAUCCUCUCUGAUAUUCUAGUUAAUGUUAUAUCUCUAACAGACAUGACCAAAAGUAAAUUACUGUUGACAACUUUCAGUUAAAAUGUGAAAUCACUGGACCAGAAGAAUUAAUUGCUUGUCUGCCUGGCUCUGUUGACAAGCAUUUCCAAGAUUUACUUUCCCGGGGACUUGGUGUUAAACUGAGACACAGGGCAGGUCCAAGGAAACUCCUGAAACACAGAGCUUUUAGCAAAUUCGGGGAAAAUUUUACGGCCCUGCAGAGUUUCCUUCAAGAGCAAAGAUUGGAUGAUGGAUUCUUAAGUGACUAUGCCAAAGAUAAUAACAAAGAAAUAGUAGGAGAUCCUUUGAAUGAGAAUUGCAUGUUUAAUGCAUUGGCUGAUCAAUUAGUAGAACAUCUUAGCUUGCGGACAACAGGACAAAAGUUUCGAGAAGAAAUUGUUAAGCAUCUGAGAAACAAUCCAAAAAAGAUGGUAUGUCACUGGUGCAUUUCCUGGAUGAUGACGACCCUUCCUGGAGGAAAUACAAAGAACAAAAAGCACAUAUCUUCCGAAAGACUGCAACCGAGGACUGGCACACCAAACAAAACCAGCUGUGCCAAAUUAAGUGGAGGUGGUACCUUCGUCACAUGAGCCACAGUGACACGCAGGGAGAUGCUUUAAUUCUGUGGGCAGCAGCACAGCUGUAUGAAGUAGACAUCAGGAUUAUUGCAGACGAUGGAAAUCAUUUUGUUAUACACACUGAAGCAGAGUUCCCGCAAGCAGAGCUUCUCCUUGGUUACUUUCAAAAUCUAAGAUUUGUCAGCUUGUGUGAUAUUGCAGUGACAGAAGUGCUCAAUGCAGACCAGGUGCCAACUGGUGAAGUACUGUUGGCGCUACUGACACCUGCUAUUCCAAUUUUUUUGGAAAAUGCAGAGGAAAUGAUUGAAGUUCAAACUGAAACUAAUGUACAUCAUGCUGAAGUUACUGACGACUCAACCAAAAAAUAAUAUGGUACAUCGACCCUUGUGUCUAACUCUGGAUGGGGGAGGAUGUGGGGUCAACUCGGUCUGGAUUCGAUUCCAACCAUAUAAACGAGUACAAAUGCACUUGUUUGGUCAUAAGAGAGUGGGCUGACCACUCGGAUGUUUAAAAUUUCAGCUUCAGUGGUUUUGUGAUCAGCUGUUACAAAAUCAUGUGUUUUUUCUGUCUUGUGAUUGGUGUGAAUCAAUCAGAAAGUAUGAAUAAAGCAUUAAUCAGGUUCAAUAUAUGGUGAUUGAUUAAGCCUAUUUAAGGUAGUCACCAAAUC
Lingula anatina is the source of this 1382-nucleotide messenger RNA. RefSeq lists its product as uncharacterized. NCBI's taxonomy places the organism in Eukaryota, Metazoa, Brachiopoda, Lingulata, Lingulida, Lingulidae. Gene Ontology annotation, cellular component: nucleus; cytoplasm. The record is from RefSeq and is a predicted model, not a curated record. Gene Ontology annotation, biological process: protein phosphorylation; mitotic DNA damage checkpoint signaling. Gene Ontology annotation, molecular function: protein serine/threonine kinase activity; ATP binding.